Oryzias latipes (Japanese medaka) is the source of this 9589-nucleotide messenger RNA. Lineage: Eukaryota; Metazoa; Chordata; Actinopteri; Beloniformes; Adrianichthyidae. The record is from RefSeq and is a predicted model, not a curated record.
UUUUUUUUUUGACUGGCUGCAGUUGCGUGGAUCGUGUUUCUGCUGCUCUCCCCGCACGGCUGAGCCCACCGUCUCUGCACCAAUCACUGCCGGCCUUAAAUGCGCGCACGCACAGACACACUCUGAUGUGUACACACGCACGUGCACGGGUCCGCGCGCACGCCGUCAAGUCUCUCCUCGCUCUCCCUGCGCUGCCUUCACAUGCGUCCCCGCCGACUCUGCGUAGCGCUAGCUGCGCCAAGAUGAGCGUGGUCGCCCCGGUACCAUCCGAACGGUACCAGCCCACCGCCUGACUGAGUCACCGAGAGAGGGAGAGAGAGAGAGAGGGUCUUUUCUCUGUGAAAAGCCAUCCAGAAACCCGUUUCCCCCCCACCCCUUCAUCUCCCUCAUCCUCUUGUUCCUGCUGCAUCCUCUGCUGUCGGAAGCCCAGUUUGGAGGAGAAGAAGAAGGAAGAAGUGGAAAUAGAUUUUUGCUUUCAUUUCUUUUACUUUUUUCUGGGUGUUUAUAGCGCAGUUUUUGUGCGCUCCUGCAAAUUCCGGUAGCCCAAAUGGUGGAUUUGGCAAACAUGGAGACCGUGGAGAAGGAAUGCGGGGCUCUCGGGGGUCUGUUCCAGGCGAUUGUCAACGACAUGAAGUGCUCCUAUCCAGUGUGGGAGGACUUCAGCGCCAAGGCCACCAAGCUGCAUUCACAGCUCCGAACCACUGUGUUGGCGGCUGUGGCCUUCCUGGAUGCCUUUCAGAAGGUGGCAGACAUGGCGACAAACACCAGAGGGGCAACCAGAGAUAUUGGCUCAGCUUUGACCAGGAUGUGCAUGCGGCAUCGCAGCAUUGAGGCCAAACUUCGCCAGUUCACCAAUGCGCUGAUGGAAAGCCUCAUCGCUCCUCUCCAGGACAAGAUUGAAGACUGGAAGAAGACAGCCAAUCAGCUGGACAAGGAUCAUGCCAAAGAGUACAAGAGGUCACGCCAUGAGAUCAAGAAGAAGUCAUCUGACACGAUGAAACUGCAGAAGAAAGCUCGCAAAGAGCUGCAGGGCCGAGGCGACCUGCAGCCCCAGCUGGACAACGCCGUGCAGGACGUGAGUGACAUGUGUCUGCUGAUGGAGGAGAUGGAGAAGCAGGCAGUGCGGCGCGCCCUGGUGGAGGAGAGGGGUCGCUUCUGCACCUUCAUUGGCUUCCUGCAGCCUGUUGUGAAUGGAGAGAUCGCCAUGCUGGGCGAGAUCACCCACCUGCAAGCCAUCAUCGACGACCUCACUGUUCUGACCACCGAUCCUCACAAACUGCCUCCUGCCAGUGAACAGGUGAUUAAAGACCUGAAGGGCUCAGAUUACAGCUGGUCCUAUCAGACGCCACCGUCGUCCCCCAGCAGCUCUGGGUCACGCAAGAGCAGCAUGUGCAGCAGUGCCCACAGUAGCGCAUCCCGGUCAUCAGGGGGAGGUGUAAGUACUGGUGUUGGAGGAGGCUCCCAGCCACAUUCACCCACCUCCUCCUCCUCCUCAUAUCGCCACCGCAGCAGCCUGCCCCUGCAGCCUCCACCUCCAGGGGGCAUCGCCGCCCACCGCCUCAGCAGCGUCUCCUCCCACGAUUCUGGCUUUGUGUCCCAGGAUGCCAACAUCUACUCCAAGCCUCCCUCACCGAUGCCGUCAGACCUCACCAGUCAGAAAUCCUCCAGCUCAGCUUCCUCAGAGGCGUCAGAAACGUGCCAGUCUGUCAGUGAAUGCAGCUCCCCCACUACUUUUGGCUCGUCCUUUGCUACCUUCCGCCCCGCUCUUUCUCACUCUGGCUCCACCAGGCCUUUCUCUAUCAUUCUCCCUGUUCCUGCGUCCCCACCCUUUAACCGCCCCCCCGGAUCAAGCUCCUCCUCUCCCACAUCAAAGGUUCCCAUGUGGAAGGAUUGGUCCAAAGCAGCUCAAUACGAGCACCCUGCAGCUGCUGCACCAGUUCAGAGGAGAAAAGAACCGGUGGAGAGGCCAAGGGACAACGAGGGAUCGCCAGGUUCCCAGGGGUACGCCGGAGCUGCACACCCCGAAGAUGUGCAGAGGCCCAGAAUGACGCCGGCUACAAUUGCUGCCAAGCAUGGGGAAGAGGUUUCUCCGGCUGCCAGCGACCUCGCCAUGGUGCUGACCAGAGGACUAAGCAUGGAGCAGCAGAAAAGCAGCAGAGACUCCCUGCAGUACUCUAGUGGCUACAGCACAGAGACCACAACGCCAUCCUGCUCUGAGGACACCAUCCCUUCACAAACAGGUUCAGAUUACGACUGCUACUCCGUGAACGGUGAUACGGAUGGUCCUGACGACGGGCAGACGGAGUUCGACAAGUCCUCCACCAUUCCACGCCACUCCAAUAUAGCCCAGAACUACCGGCGGAUGAUCCAGACCAAGCGACCUGCCAGCACAGCCGGUUUGCCCAGCGGGGUUCUCGGUCCGGGAUGUCAUGGAAUGCCGGGACAAGCCGGAGCGGGGGGAGGAGGAGCAGGGACUCCCGGCACUGCCACCAUCCGCCGAACCCCGUCCACCAAACCGGGGGUGAGGCGCACGCUAUCCAGUGCUGGGCCCAUUCCCAUACGACCACCCAUCGUGCCUGUUAAAACACCCACCGUUCCCCCAAACUCGACCGGUGCAGGUGGGGGCCAAACAGGCAGCGUGCCGAUUCGCGUCGGCAGUGAAGAGUGCGUGUUCUUCACUGGAGUUGAGGACACGCAAGGGGUCUUUGACUACGUCAAGGCAUCACCCAAGCGCCUCAGCCUGCCCAACACCGCCUGGGGGUCGGGAGCAGCCUUAGAGGUUUACGCUCAGCAGCACGGGGGGCUCGCCAUGGCGGCGGGCUCCGGAGCCGGAUCGGAGGAGGAACAGAUGAUCGCGGCCAACCGGCACAGCUUGGUGGAGAAAAUUGGCGAGUUGGUGGCCAGUGCGCACGCCCUUGGGGAAGGGCAGUUUCCCUUUCCCACCCUCCCAGACGACCCAGCUCCUGCGGGGACAGCUCCCACUGACGCUCAGACAGGGACCGAGGGGGGGGAGGGGUCUGGUGACAUGCUGACUACUAUCAGAAGAGGAGUUCGACUUCGCAAAACUGUCUCCAACGACCGCUCAGCUCCUCGCAUUUUGUGAUUAGAGGGAAAGCAGAAAGAGGAGCUCGUCUGCUACUGGCGGGGGCCAGGCAUUGAUGCGGGGUAACCCAACCACCUAGUACAUUCACACAAACAUAACCACGUAGGGAAAUCUAGAGUAGAACAGAAGAUGAAAACAAGACCAUGAACAACGAUACUCAGAACCACCUUUAGAGUCAACAAUGUAAUGAGAAAAAAAACGUAAAAAAUGUUAACCCAUGCUGACGGUCAGAAGGUAAAUCAUUAAUAUUAACUGGCUGCUAGCAAGCCACUAUAGCUAGUGUGUGUUGGACGCAUGUUUGUCUUCUGUACACCCUCAGCCUGGGGUGGAGAGACUCACAGGAAACACAGAUUUGAUAAAAAAAAAAAAAGAAAGAAUACGGUUGUGUUCUGUGCCAACAUGCCCCCCACCCUGUCCUUAUCCACAACUAAUACCAGAAGACCAGGCUGACGGGGGCAAGACUGAGGAGGGAGUCAGAGGCUCUGAAAGCCCAGUGGACUGAAGCUUCGGUUCUGGUUCGGGGAGCUAAUGAGACUCUUGGAAAAAGCGGCGUUGGCAUUGAACCGUUCCAGCUCCGCCUCUCUCCCGCCUCCCUCAGAGGGAGUGCAUGCAUUUUUGCAUGUGCACAUGGACAAAUGUCGAUUGAGUGUAUGGGUGCCUGUGAAAAGUGCGUGUGGGGGUGGGUCGAGCUCUGCUGCAGGACAGCUGAUCACCCAACGAAGGCGGGGCUUUUUCUGCUGUGUGUCGUCUGUGUGUGUUCUCUUGUUUAUAUUGUGACGUCCCUUACCUUGUUACCACUGUACGAGUAAUCCAGGCUCUCUCUCUCUCUCUCUGUCUCUCUCUCUCUCUCUCUAUAUAUAUAUGUCUAUAUAUGCAUAUAUAGGCAUAUAUAAAUAAAUAUAUUCAUAUAUUUAUAUUUUCUAAAACCAGAGAGAAGAUGUUAAAUCAGAAAUGGAGCAAUAAAUGUCUUUUAUUUUCUUGCUUUAGACGGAGGAUUUUAGGUUUUCCAUUUAGGCAAUCAUCAGGAUGACUAAAUUACACCUUGACUGUGAAUUGAUGCGUGGUCCGUCUGUCUCUCUGUCCCCGUCUCCAUUUGGUACGUCAAAUGGUUUGAAAAUUUUUGUAAAAUGGAAAACUGUAAGCACUUUGAUGGGGUAGAGUAUGUAAAAUAGCCAGUAGGUGUUGCUGUAGUCUUGCUGUGUGAUAGAAAGGAUCUGUUGCGACGACUCGGUUAAGGAAGAAAAAGAGCGAUGAUGAGGAAGUGAUGAAGAUUAGCAGAUGUGAAAGAGAAGGCAGGAUUGGAAAGUGGCCCAAAAUAUUAAUUUAAAGCAAGGGGUGUGAGAGCUGUUCACCUGGUGUGGAGGUAAUACGUCUAUUUAGCUGUUUUCAAAGCAACACAUUAGUGAAACUACACAAUAAUUACAGGUGACAGAGUUUUUAGGCUUUUAUUUUUUAAGGCUGACUCGUUCCAUUUUCGAUGUUUUACUGUUGUCGGACCCAAUGCCAAAUUUUUUGGUGGAGAUUCAUGAAAAAGCUAUUGUCUUUCAAUGCUUAAUUUUUUUAUUUCUCAAUGUUACAGUAAAUGUAAGGAGGGCAUUUCUCAACUGUAUUUUACUUUCUAUUAUUUUAAGCAAAACGUAAAUGAGUUAAAAGCACAUUAUCUGUCAGCUGUGACUUUAAGUUGUAUUCAACCUCAUGUGGUGCAAAAACUGGAAGAGUUUUUGUCACAGAACAUCUGGUCUUUCACAUGUUUUCGUAGUGAAAGUGGAUGGCAGAACGCUCAGCUUUACCUUUACGAGCAUUGUUUAAGAACCUUUAAAUACGGCUUUGCUUUCAAAUCUUUCCUUAGUCACAACUGCCCUUACGAGUGGUUAGGGGCUUCUGCGGGCAAAAAAUGGGCAAACCCGUGACACGCAAAUGACCCUCACAACAUUUUAAGAUUGUAGUCUUGCUGUUAGAAAAGAGGAAAUUAAGCAUAGUGUAAUGGACGUCCUACGAGCAAUACGUACAAACCCAGUGUUUGUGGUCACUAAAAACCCACCUUACUAACGACGAGGGUGUGGUCUAAGAGACGGCAGCAUGCGUACAUCAUCAGUGCGUGUAACUACCAUUAUCCUUACAGGUACUUCACCAUACACUUACCACACACACAACAAUGGUACGUUCCAUUUUUAUGACGUCCAAAGGGCCACAGGGAAACUGCAGGACACACUUGUGCUCCCCUAAAAGAAUGUCCUGUCUAGAACCCCGCAUGGGUCCAUGUGACUGAGACAUUAUUUGUCAUGUUUUGGCACAAAACAUCUAAACAUGAAAUCCUCUUCUAAUCAUAUUAAAGUCACUUAUUUUUUUAAAAAAGGGGAAAAAAGUGAAGACAUUAGAAAUAAUGUAAUAUAAAAUUAACUCAAAAACACAGUUUAAUGAUCAGUAAUCAUUGCUGCUGUAGUUAUUGAUCAAUGAAGAGGAGGCAUCUUUGCUGCUUAAAACCCAAAUCUUCAUUAAUUAGCACAACAGUGUUGUUAGCCAACUUAAUAUAUUGUUACCUUAUUCUCCUAAUUUAUAAAUGAAAUAUUUCACAACAAUAAUGACUCUUUUAUAUUUUUAUUUUGAGUUCCUGUAAAAUGUUGCAGAGAGCACAUAAAACCCCUCCCCUAAAAAAAACACAAGUUUGGUGCCAACAGUUUAAAUAAAACCAUCAACCGUGGUUUUAGAAUCCACACCCUAAAGAGGACAACAGCAGAAGGAUUUGAUCACAAUUUCAUCCGGCUUUGUUCACGGUGGACUUCAAGCCACAAAACAGUAAAACAACAAUUGAGGAAUGAUGACAGUAGUGAAGUGCAGCUUAACCAUAAGAGGGACACGGGAAGAAGCCAAACGGGAGAUUGAGAAUAUCACUGCCUGAUCGAGGGAGAAGCAGGCACAAAUAGUUCAUAGUUACCACUUUUUUGCUUCAACAGUACUGUAAAAUGUAUUAUUUCUAUUUUAUGUAAAAGUAAAAUAACUUCAAACUAUAAAGCAGUGUUUCAUUAAUGUUGGAUGAAUGGGGAGAAUAUGAGUGUCUGCAGACUAGAUAUCUCCAUUUUUACUCUCCUCUCAUGGUGAGUAGACACAGCCAGAGACCCCGCUUCCUUAUUUAUCAAUUAUAGCUGUUUUAAAUGGAACAUUAGGAUAUUUUAAUGAACAAUUGGAAACCGUUUCUAACAAACAUUUAACACAGACAACGUUCAUAACGCUCCAAAAAAAUCUGUUAUAAUCAAGUGCAGAUGGUGAACGAAAGGUUUGAUUUGGUUUAUUAAUUGGAAAAGCAGUUUUUUGGGGUUUUUUUUACGCUUUUUAAACUCCUGGAGAGCAACAGACAAGCAGCUUGCUGGUACAGCACUGCUCUUCUGAGUUUGGCGCAGGAAACCGCUGCACCACCUCCCCGACUGCAAAACUACACGGCUCAGUUGUCGACUGAACAGAAAUCUGCCAGAUGAAGUGACAUCCUGGGAAAAAAAAAAAAAAAGGAAAAAAAAAGGUUGGUAACACCUCGUGAAGCCUCAUUAGGAAUUCACAAAUUUAACACCACAUGCAGCGUUGAAUAUUUCAUUAACAGUACAGAAAUGAAUACAUUUCAGAGAACAGUGGUGUUUUAAAGGGUUAAAUGAACUGUGAUCUAACUCUGUCAUCAUGUCAGUUUUCUAGGUGUACAUGUGAAGACACAUGACAAAGUGCAUUUAAAUAUUUACAUGCUUGCAGGCAUGUAUACACAAACAGAAACCUUUGUUCUUUAUCCGAAAAGCUGCACUCAAUACAUUCAACGUAAAAUGAUCGUUUUGAUGAUAUUUUUCUUUCUGAAAAGUUUAAAAACUGAACUUUCAAUUAAAAUCUUUAGUUCUGGCGUUUAGAUAUUUCUCAUUAAAGCAGAUCUCUUAUUCCUAAUAUUAACCAUGAUCGCAGUUCUUCAAAUGUCACUCGUUUCAGCUCAAACAUGGAGACGACGUCGUGAAAACGCUAAAUGUAACCACGACAGCAGGUUAAAAAAAGAAAUGAAAUGAACAAAACUUUUUCAUUGGUAAAUCUUCUUGAAUAUGCUCGUAAUUAGACAGUCUUUAUUGUUUCAUGAUGCUGGGUGGGGGAUAAACCACUUAAUAAACACAACAAAAUGUUAUUAUUUUAAGAGAGCAUUCACACUUUAUCGUCUGAGUUUGUUUCCUCUGAUUUUUUUUCUUCAUUUGGCAGGUCAGAGCGCACUUCCUAUAUUUGACAUGUUUAAACUAAUAAACCACAUAUUUGCAUUGAAUUAAAAUAAAAAAUGAAGAGAAGUACAGAUUACAAAAAUUUGAAGGACUGCAUCAUGGGUAAACAUGAUGCAGUCAGAUUUACGACAGUCGGCAAGUUGGUUUUCCUCUUUUUUUGCUCCUGUCCUCGUCAGAGCUCUUUUAGGCAAUAGCACCCCCUAAUGAGCAGUUGUUGGAAGUGCAGGUGGUUUGGUCCUUUUUAUUAGUCUUUGGUUUUCUCAUGAGAGUGCCAUGAAAGCAACCAACCAGAUGUAAAGGAUCUUCAUUUCUACCCAUUCAGUUUCUGGACUAUUCUGAUGCUAAAACUCUUGCAGACUUUACACAGGGCUCCGGUGCAACAGGAGGUUGUGGUAACAAAGUUUGGAUGAUGAGAUUCUCCUUAGGUUGAAGUUUGUCUAUGUGGGACUCUGAUCUCAGCUCUAAUCUGAUGAGAAAUGGAUCGAAAGAUUUUGUCUGUACACGCCAUCAUCUGUGAGUGUCUUUAAAUGCAGAGUAACAGAAGCUGUCUUCAUGGCUAACGGAUGGAUUUCAAAGACUGUCAACUCCCAAAUGAAUGCCAGAUUACAUUUUAAUUAAUUGUGAGAAGCCUUUUUUUCAGGCAUCGUUCUGGCAGAAUCUCAAGAACAGCUUAUAUGACUUUUGAUGGUUUCUCAGUGAGCAUCUGUCGCAAUACUGGCGCUUAAGGGAACAAGUGUGAGCCUGCAUCGUGACAAAACAUCCAAUUAGAACAUGUGAGGGGUCUCUUAUAUCAGCAUUUUAAAAAAAAAAGAGGGGAACUUUGGUUUAGACUGUCCAGUCCAGAACCUUUGUAACAGAAUUUAAGUAUUUGACCCUAAACAGCCUCAGUGUAGAGAAGAAGAGGCUGGAACUUAGUUCAACCCAUAAACUGUAUUGAAGAAUUCCCAUCUUAUGGCAUCUGUACUGCAAAAAAAUGGCAACUGAAUUGACUUCAUUUGGUUGGAGCUAGAAGUAAGUCAUUAUCUACAGGUGACAUCACACUAACUUGGUCCAGUUCUCUUAUAUAGCCAAUGGUUUAAACCCAACAGUUCUUGUUUUGUGUUUGAUGCAGAAAGAAUCAGAAUUAUUCAUUUUACAGAAGAAGAAAAAAACUGUUUGGUCUGACAGAGCUUGCUAUUUCAUUUUAUCCAGAUGUAGCCUCAUUUAAUCAUAACUCAUGUCUCAGAUGACCAACUUGCCUUUGCUUGAAUAGCAUUGACCAGGCUCAUAUCCGUUUCCGUGGUAACUGAGGUUUACAGUGAGCUGGAAGGGCUCCACUGCGAGCAUUUGCUCACAGCAGGAGCUCACCGUUAGAAAUCUGUGUACAAAUUUGUGGAUAACAGCUCUGUGAGUUGGGACUUUUUUUUGUUUUAGAUAAAAGUACAGUUCAAAAAGUUGUUCAUAGGAUUUUAGAACCUAUAAAUAGCAGUAAAUUACAUGUUGAUAAAUGUUUUUUUCUUGAACAUCCUUUCAGAAAAAAACCAGACUUUCACUGAAGUGUGUUUGAGCUUGAGAGCGUGUUUGUUGCACAAAGACACAUGGUCGAGACCCCUACUGUUCCUCCAUUCCACCUCCCACUCACAGUCUGUCAGUCCUUCCUGCUGAAGAAAGCCAUCAUACGUUCACACACACUCGUCUGAAGCAAACACGACAAAGGUAAAGUCUCGGCGGCCGCGUCAGGGUUCAUGGAGGUCCUCAUGGGUACUGGUGAUGUAACUCGCUGCAACUUUUUGUCAAACAGAACAGAGUGGUCGAAACAGCCUCCAAACUGAAUGUCUUACUGUCUGUUCUCAGUACUGUCUCCUGCUUCUUCUCUCGCUUUCUCUUCUUCCUCGACAUCUGAAAAGAAAUCUUGACAAAUCUCGCCACUAAGGCGUUUUCUACGGGGCUACAGUCUUCAAAGGAGAGCAUUGUGACAGAGACCUGCUUCAUCUUUCUGAAUAAACAACUUUUAGCUCCUGUCGUCCCUCCCUGGUAGCCCUGCCAUCUCUGUGGUCCUGUCUCUCUUUUUUAUCUCUGAAUUUUAAUGCUUUUUUUUAUUUAUUGUGAUUUUAAAGGUUGUUUUGCCUCCAUCUUUGAAAAUAACUUUUCCUUUCCUGUCUUCCUUUUUUUUUGUAAAACCUGACCCUCAUUUGUUAACUUUGGUCACUGCUAAUGUAACAAAACUCACUGUGAUGAUUCCAGUAUUAAUAAAAGUUGUACUUAAACUGUG